AGUUUUGUCUGAGCUCUCGCUAACAACGUUUGUUAUGGUGGGAAUUUUACGUGUUUUCGGUAAUUGAAUCGUUAGUUAUAUCGUGAGUGAAUAUAAUUUCUUUUAGUUUUUUUUUUGUAUUUCUUUGACUAGACGGACUGACAUAACAACAACUGACAGCCAAACUACAAUAAGAUUCGUUUAACCAAAAUAAUAAUAAUAAUAAAAGUCAAACGGAAAGACAGACAUUUACACCAACUCAUGAUAACAGCAGAAGUAAAAAAAUAAUAUGAGAAAAAAAAAUAAAUAAAUAUUACGAAAAUAAAAAUAAAAAAGAAAUAAUCGCCUUCGAUACGAUAUAAUAAAAUUUGAUUCGAUUCAAUACAUUUUAAACGUCAACGAUGUCAGUGUCAUAAUUUUCUUUUGUUUUUGUUUGUGAAUUUCUUUAUUAUUGUUGUUUUUUCAUAACAAUUUAAUUUGUUUUUAUACAAUAUAAGAAAAAUCUUUAAUUCAAGUGCAUGUAAAAGUGAUUAUUUGAUUAGUGUUAUUGUUUAUGUAAAAAAUUUUAUAAACAUAAUUAAAAAAUAUAUUAAAAAAAAGAAACACAAUCAAUUAAAAAAAUUAUAUAUUAAUCAUUUGUUAUUGUGCAAAUAAUGUCUGUUAAUCAUCCUGAUUAUCCUCAACAACUAAACAGCAACAACUUUAUCAACAUUAUCAACAACAUUUAUUUAACACAACAACAAUAAUAACAUCAUCAUUAGUAUUAUAACUUCAUUAAUCACUUUGGAAGAGCGGAAUUCAUUAAUAAAACAAAAAAAAACAUCUCAAAGAAAGAAAUUUAAACACUGACUUUUAAGUAAAACACCUCUAUAAAUAAUACAAGGACUUUGGUGUGAAAUUCCACCACUGGUACUUAAGUUCUAACAACAACCAAACCUAUAAUUCCCAUUUGAAAUACUUAAAAACAAAAUUCUAACAAAAUGGUAGAUUAUUACAAAGUUCUAGAGGUACCACGUCAAGCCACAGAAGGAGAAAUUAAAAAAGCUUACAGAAAAUUGGCAUUAAAGUGGCAUCCGGAUAAAAAUCCAGAUAAUUUAGAUGAGGCCAACAAACGUUUUCGUGAAUUAUCCGAAGCCUAUGAAGUGUUAUCAGACGAACGCAAACGAAAAAUAUACGAUUCUCGCUCGACUUUACAUAAAAGCAGCUACAGUAAUUCAUCAUCUUACUCGUCGACUAAUGGUUAUGGUGGCACAAAUGGUUAUGGUAGUGGUUAUCGCUAUCGUACCACAGGUGCCAAAGACUACGAUGAUUAUAUACCCAGUUAUGGUUCAUCAAAGCGUGGCAAUCGCUAUCAAACAUUCACCUUUAGAAAUCUCUUCGAAUCUACACCAUUCCACAAACUGUUUGAGAAAAAACGUCGUGUAUAUGAUCAAUAUGGCAAAGAAGGUUUAUUGGGAGAUCGUGGACACCAUCGUUCAUCUCGACAUCAUACACAUGAUUUCGAUGAUUUCGACAUAAUGGGUGGUUUUCCAUUCGUGUUCCGGCCGCCAGAAGAAGUUUUUCGUGAAUUUUUCGGUGGAAACUCACCGUUUGCUGAUUUAUUUAGAGAAGUCCACUACAGUUCACAGCAAGGUAGCCGGCGUGCAAAUGGUUCUUCUUCAGGCAGUCGAAGCCAUCAUCAUCAUCAUCCUGGAGCUAAUGCAAAAUUGACUUCACCCUUUGCUUCCCCCAUGCUCAAUUAUUCUAUGAUGGACUUUUUAAUGCCCAGCAAUGGUUUUACCUCAUUCUCAUCCUACAGCAGUAUGUCGAAUGGUAGUGGACGCACCAAUGGUGCAGGCACAAAUGGAGCUGUUAAACGUACUUCAACAUCGACAACAUUUGUUAAUGGCAAAAAAUUAAUGACAAAGAGAGUCUAUGAAAAUGGCAAAGAAACGGUAUUUUCAUAUGAAAAUGAUGUCCUGAAAUCAAAGACUGUGAAUGGAGUUGCCCAAAAACUCUCUUCAAUUACCAAUUAAAAUACAAAAUAUAAAAAAAUCAAAUAAGAAAACAAAAAAGUCAUUUCUACUAGAUACAAACUGAAGACCAAGAUGUUCUCCUCUUUACACGUUUUAGCAAAAUAAAGGAAAACAAAUUUUGAAAAAAAUAUUAACUGCUACAACAAAACUCCUCAAUUAAGCACACAAAAUUUUUUAAUUUUUAUUUCCAUUUUAUUUUUAUUAUUAUAUUUUGCUUAAACUUUAAAAUUAAUUAAUUGUCUUAGUAUUUAGUUUAAAUUUAUACAAAAAUUAAAAAAAAAAAACACAGAAAUACAGCAAAGAGAUUUCGUUAAAACUAUGAAUAUAAUUCCUUUGUUCUAAUAAAAUUCAAAAAAAAGAAAAA
Molecule: messenger RNA, 2358 nt
Organism: Lucilia sericata (common green bottle fly)
Lineage: Eukaryota; Metazoa; Arthropoda; Insecta; Diptera; Calliphoridae
Product: dnaJ homolog subfamily B member 6
Exons: 7
Coding region: 960-1994 (344 amino acids)
Molecular function (GO): Hsp70 protein binding
Source: RefSeq, a predicted model, not a curated record